UAAGUGAUGUAGAAAGCGAUUCACCCCCCAAGGAGGAGCUUAUUUAGGAGCGCGGAGAGCCCGGAGGAGGAGAGCACUGAGCGGUGCUGCGUGGGGGAGGCUCUGGUCGGUGCGUUGUUUCUCGGCUCUUUCCGUCUCCCUCGCUUCUCCGGGUUUUCCGCGGAUCUGUCGUUUCAGCGGGCGCGCGGUGGGAGAGCACGUCCGGGAUGGAGCGGAUGGAGUCAAUGGAGCCGAUCUCGGCGUGCUACAAGACGGCGUACCCGGAGAUCAACCCCGACAGCGGCUACGGCUCCGGAGAGAACCAGGCGAAGACCCCUCCGGCCCCGAGCUACGACGAAGACCUGGUGCAUAAGACCAUCUUGGUCGGGGACAGCGGUGUAGGGAAGACCUCUCUUCUGGUUCAGUUUGACCAGGGCAAAUUCAUCCCAGGCUCCUUUUCUGCCACAGUUGGAAUUGGAUUUACGAAUAAAGAGGUAACUGUUGACAACGUAAAAGUCAAACUACAGAUUUGGGACACAGCAGGACAGGAACGCUUCAGAAGUGUGACUCACGCAUAUUACAGAGAUGCACAUGCUUUGUUGCUUCUGUAUGACAUCACCAACAAAUCGUCGUUCGACAACAUCAGGGCGUGGUUAACAGAAAUCCAUGAGUAUGCUCACACCGACGUAGUCAUCAUGUUGCUGGGCAACAAGGCCGACAUGAGCGGCGAACGAGCGAUCAGGAGAGACGAAGGAGAGAGGCUGGCCAGAGAGUAUUCGGUCCCUUUCAUGGAGACGAGCGCCAAGACGGGAGUCAACGUAGAGCUCGCCUUCACAGCCAUAGCCAAGGAGCUGAAACACCGGGCCAUCCAGCACCCCAGUGAGCCCAAGUUCCAAAUUCACGAAUACAUCGAGUCACAGAAGGAGAAGUCCGGCUGCUGCAGCUACUUCUGAGUCUCACCUCCAAACACAGGCUGUCACGGAUACGCAGAGAGCCGCUGAGUGGGAGGAACCUCCCUGCUGCGCCCCAAAUAUGUCGCUGCCAUUCAUGGGAUAUAAAAAUUCACAAGUACAUCCUAGGAAGAGUCGAGGAGAAUAUAGAGCCAGGUAUUAACGUGGACGAUCCACGGUUUAACUUCUGCCAAGAAGAGAUUCUCCAAACUCUCUUGUCGUCAGAAGCUCACGCUUCGCCAUGUACAAACCGCAUUUUUAGUCUAAGGGAACAUUGCCUUAUGAAUUUAUGUACUUAAGCUAGUGGCUGACUUUCAGAGCGUGAGCACAACUUUAGCCAAUUUGUUGAAGGUGUGCCUUUAAACAGCUGCAAAACUCACAUCGUGUGCAAUGCUAUGCAAAAGUAUUUGUGCCCCUUACAACCAAAAUCGUCAGUGUAUUUUAUUCACGCUUUUGGUGGGAGACCAACACAAGACGUACUUAAUUGCCAUGUGGAGGAAAAAUAAUGAAACCUUUACUAGUAAAAAUCCAAAAAGUCUAGAUAGUGUGCAUUGGGCUUUGACUGGGCCAUUCUAACACAUAAAUAUUAUGUGUUUAGAGUUGUUGUCCUGGUCGAUGGUGAAACAUUAGGGUGGCUUCUGAAGGCAGUUGAUUGCAUUGAAAUUUUUAGUCACAACAGAGUAAAAGGGUCCAAGUUCAAAUGUGCGGCAUACUUUUCAGAUUUUUUUUUAUGCAUUGUUUUUCUUCCACUUCGCAAUUUCUCACUUGUCUUCUUUGACUCGCCGCAUAAAGUCAAACAUGAAACAUGAGAAUGAAAUUUGUGGCUAUGACGUGAUAAAAAGAGGAGAUGUUAAGGGAGUAUUGAAACUUUUGUAAGAUGAUGGAUUGAGACGGGGUUAAAUCUGCACAUAAAUACAACGCCCAACUUUAGGCACAGCAUUUUCUGCUGGGAGAAUGUACAGUAAUGCCAGCCUGUGCGGAUAUCCUCCCAUGGAUACCAUAAUAACUGGGUCAUAGACUAAAGUCUAGCCUCCAGUUUACCAAAUAUGUUCCUUUUAUUGAGAAGCCAUGACACAAAUGACACUUAAUUUGUAUGUACUUGAAAAUUAUUAUGAUGCUAAUAUUACCAUGGAUUACCAUGGGUUAGACAUUUGUAAUAUAACCUGUUUACAGGCGUCUGCUUUAUGACGGUUGUCUGCGUGGACAAUGCUUUGGUGUGUUUUUGUUUCGUUGUUGUUUCAAAUGCAGCUAGUUGCGUUGCAAGACGCUGUCGGUGAGACUCCUUUUGCCAACUUUAUGUUAUUUUGCGUGUGCUGAAAAAUGCAAAUACGCUAAAAAAAUCAAAAUAAAAAAAAUCAGAGACAAACCAGCUUCUUACUAUGAAUGUAAGACACAAAGAAAGGAAAUCUCAAGACGGACACGAUAAAUGUGUAAAAUGUUUGCAGAAAUCAUUUAUGAACAUAAAUGUAAAUAUAUAUAUAUAUAUUCUAUUGAAUUCCAAAAAGUUAAAUUAUCUAAUCAAAGUUGUUUUUUUAAAAAUUCAUAUCCAUGUGUUAUUUAAAUCUGUUUGGUUGCAAAGACAUUAGUUUCCUAAAACCAGCUGGAAGAGCUGAGGAAAUAUGGGAUUACACUGCUGCAUAAAAAUUCAAACUAAAGAGCCAAAACACUCCGGGCUCUUUACAUUGAUCAGCUACUGGAAUUUAUUUUGAGUGUCUCCUGCCGUCUCCUUCUGUAUAUACCGUACUUAUUUGUGCUAGAAAUGCAGCGGACGUACUCCUAAAAAUGUUCUCUGGACAUAGCAACUGCAACAAACCUCCGAGCACCACUGACGCUACCAUUGAACUUUGCUCAAAGCACAUGCAUUUUACUUUAUUGCUAAUAUUGAGGUUUGGUUCUUUUUGCAUGUAAGGCUGGAUUGCAUGUGCCAUAUCUGUGCGGUCUCACUUAGAAAUAUAUCGAACCCAAAUUCUUUUAAGUUGGAAAUAACAAAAAGAUAGAUAAUUAACAUACCUGUUAAAGUUUCAAGUCAAAGCUCAGGGUAAAGUCAUGUUGUAAAGUGCAUCAUUUAAUUAUAAUUACGCACAGACAUAGUAAGAACGAAUAUAUAACUUGUAGAUGUUAAGCAACCUAACCAACUUUUUGCAUUUUCUAAUUAGCUGAAAUAGUUAUCUAUUUGUUUUUGAUAGAACGACCUGUUGGUUUAUUAGGACCAUUAGAGUCAAAAUAUAUUAUUUUAGCAACUAAACCAAUGAGCUGACAGGAGCUAAGCUGCUGCACAAAGAUCUUCGCACCAACCUCGUAUUUAAUGCGAUGAUUAGUGAAGCCUUAAAUAAACAGUGAUGUCAAAACAACACCUCUGUGAUAACCGCUUUACAACGUUUAUGCAAUUCCCCCCACCCCAUUCUACAACGAUAUGCAAAUCAAUUCGCUCUGUAUUUUAAAUUAGUCAGUGAACAGGCUUCAUGGAUGCUUUAUGAUGGCGUGACAUGUGUUUGACGUGUUAUUUGCUGAAUUAAAAAAUAAAUAAAUUAUUUUCAACCAAA
This is a messenger RNA of Xiphophorus couchianus (Monterrey platyfish), 3472 nucleotides long. Its product is annotated as ras-related protein Rab-37-like. NCBI's taxonomy places the organism in Eukaryota, Metazoa, Chordata, Actinopteri, Cyprinodontiformes, Poeciliidae. The record is from RefSeq and is a predicted model, not a curated record. Gene Ontology annotation, molecular function: GTP binding; GTPase activity. The transcript is spliced from 9 exons. The coding region runs from base 207 to 932 and encodes 241 amino acids.